AUGCACUUGAUUGGCUCUACCGUCUAUACUGGAAUCGGUGAGAGCUCACUUCCGUGUGGGGAUGGUCUUAUAACGUGGAUCUACAUCGAUGCGAGCAAUUCCUCGCGGUCGAUCUCCUACAACCAAGCUCGAGUCAUCGUCCGGAAGUUGAUUGCCGGCUUGCGUGCAUGGGGUGUACAAAGAGGCGACUGCGUAGCCAUCCAUUCCUUCAAUGAUAUCUACUAUUCUAUGUUGGUCCUGGCGAUCAACGGCGCCGGCGGUGUCUACACCGGCACCAAUCCCUCCUACACCCCCAUGGAGCUCGGACACCAUAUCAGAGCAUCGCACGCCAAAUUCAUCAUUUCUGAGCCAGAGAUCAUGGCCCCGAUCCACGCGGCCAUGAAGGAGACGGGUAUCCCAGAGUCAAAUCUGUUGGUAUUCGACGUCCAGGGUCAGACUGUUCCAGCUGGGCUGAAGUCAUGGCAAACACUUUUUUCCGCUGGAGAGGAGGAUUGGGUACGAUUCGAUGAUCUGAAAAUGUGCGAAGAGACCGCCGCCGCCAGGCUGUUCAGCAGUGGAACUACGGGUCUGCCCAAAGCAACGACGCUCACGCAUCGCAAUUUCAUUGCCCAGCAUGAAUUGGUCUUUGAGGUAGAGAAGCGACCGUACCAGGUCCGCCGACUCAUGGCCUUACCCAUGUUCCACGCCGCCGCGGCCCCUUCCACUCAUUGGAGUCCGCUCAAGGGUGGCCAUGCCGUACACGUAAUGCGUCGCUUUGACCUGAUGGGUUUCGUCACAAAUGUCGAAAAGUAUCAAAUCACAGACCUUGCGAUAGUGCCGCCCAUUGCGGUCGCCCUUGUCAUGAGUCCAGAGGUACAGGCGCGCCCAUACCUAAAAAGUGUCCGUGUAGCUUCGUGCGGCGCUGCUCCAUUGAGCAAGGAAAUACAGGAGAAGCUCCGUGUCAUGCUGGCGAAGGAUGCACCCUGCACACAGGUUUGGGGCAUGACGGAGACAUGUUGCAUUGCGACGAGAUUCGGAGCCUACGAGCAGGAUGACACGGGUAGUGUUGGGAGGUUGAUACCUAACGUAGAGGCCAAACUAGUGGAUGACGACGGAAACAAUAUCUCGGCGUACGGGGUCCGAGGCGAGAUCUGUGUCCGAGGACCUACCAUAACACCGGGAUACUUCCAGAAUGCCGCUGCGAAUGCUUCCUCCUUUGAUCAGGACGGCUGGUACCACACCGGUGACAUUGCAUACUGCGACAAAGAUACUCUGAAGUGGUACAUCGUGGACCGUAAGAAGGAGUUGAUCAAGGUCCGCGGGUUCCAGGUCGCUCCGCCUGAGCUCGAGGCCGUUCUGCUCUCGCAUCCGCUCAUCGUCGAUGCGGCGGUCAUUGGCUUGUCCGGUGUGCUUCCCGAUAGUGAGCUUCCGCGGGCUUAUGUGACUCGGCGUCCCGGAGCGGGCGACAAGCUGACGGAGAAGGAGGUGCAAGAGUAUCUUGGCCAGAGAUUGGCGAAGUAUAAGGCACUGACCGGGGGGGUGAAGUUUAUGGAUGCGAUUCCGAAGAACGCAAGUGGGAAGAUUCUCAAGCGAAUCCUGAGGGAGGAGGCCCAGAAGGAGGUUGAGGCGGGCUUCCGACCGAAGUUGUAA
Molecule: messenger RNA, 1629 nt
Organism: Aspergillus caelatus
Lineage: Eukaryota; Fungi; Ascomycota; Eurotiomycetes; Eurotiales; Aspergillaceae
Product: acyl--CoA ligase
Exons: 7
Coding region: 1-1629 (542 amino acids)
Biological process (GO): secondary metabolic process
Molecular function (GO): CoA-ligase activity
Source: RefSeq, a predicted model, not a curated record